AGGCGAUGCCCCUGCGGGCAGGGCAAGGCCCGUACCCGUGCUCCCGCCUCUACCUGCGGUGGCCCGACGACACCAAAGGAAGCGGCACCGCCGAGCUGGCCGCCGCACACCGCGACCUCCUCCUCUUCAGGCUCGUCUACUUUGACCUCCACCUCACAUAUGACCACUUCCUUUGCGUGGCAUCCUCGGAUCCUGUGCCGCACAUCGAGCUCAAACGGCUCCCCCUUUGCACCAUACCAAUGGUCCUACCUCCCUUUUUCAAGGAAGACACGGUGGAACCCAUGACCACACAUCGAUGGUUUCUGUCCAACACAGUAGGGCUCGUUCGUGGAUCAUCCCCUGGCCAUGAAGAUGAGUUUGUCCUCGCACAGCUGGCCAGCAUCACUAAUACACCGGGCACACACGAUCUCAAGGAAGCUGAAGUGUGCGUGCUCCGCUCACGCGUAUCAGCUACCGAUGAUGAAGGCAAAUGGGAGCUUCAAAAAAUACCCAUCCAGCAUAAGGAGCAUCAAUACUGGCGACUCGACGAUUGGUCGACGAGCGCUGUCACCACCUUCAACAACCUUAUUUGCUGGAUUUGCUACUACACUGGAGGUAUUCUAUUUUACGAUGUGUUCGCGGAAACGCCCCGCAUCUCUUAUCUACGGUUACCUACCCACAACCGUCCGUUAUAUCGAGAAAGGGGUUUUCUUGAGGUGAACCGCAGCAUAUGUGUCACCGAUGGGGGUGACGCUCUCAAGUACACUUCUGUUGUUCGCACCGAUGAUCGGCUCUGUGGCCCGCUUGAACAUCGCGAGGGUUAUAGAAUCAUUGCUGAUAUUUUGAAGACAACGGAGAUUGCUGACAUGGAGUGGGUCCGCGAGCCGAUAGUGACGGCUUCUGAGUUCUGGCGUCACAACACCUCUGAACGUCUCCCGCGUGAUGCCGUCCCCGAGUACCCUCUUGUGAGCAUGCACGACCCUAGCAUCAUAUACUUUCUGCUGUCCGAGGAAGAAGAAAAGAUUAACAAGGUUUCGGUCGUUACCAUGGAUAUGGUCACUAACAAGAUGAUUUCAGUUUUUCCAUACAUUAAAGGAGAGGAAGACCUCUAUGGCGAAGAUGCCGACAUGGUGCAAGAAAAAUCCCACCUUCUCAAGUCCUUCCUUACAUCCGAGUUCCCCAAGUUCUUGAAUCUCAAGUAGGCAUUGAUCAAUGCGCUCAAUUUCUUGUACUUCUAGAGCAUUUUAGAGACAAUAAGUCUGUGAUAUGAGUGCAAUCAUUCUAAACUUUAGUUUGACGCAAGCUCAUUGUGAUGACAUGGUA
Hordeum vulgare subsp. vulgare (domesticated barley) is the source of this 1302-nucleotide messenger RNA. RefSeq lists its product as uncharacterized. The transcript has a single exon. The record is from RefSeq and is a predicted model, not a curated record. NCBI's taxonomy places the organism in Eukaryota, Viridiplantae, Streptophyta, Magnoliopsida, Poales, Poaceae. Bases 6 to 1181 code for a protein of 391 amino acids.